This is a messenger RNA of Pogona vitticeps (central bearded dragon), 1558 nucleotides long. NCBI's taxonomy places the organism in Eukaryota, Metazoa, Chordata, Lepidosauria, Squamata, Agamidae. The record is from RefSeq and is a predicted model, not a curated record.
UGGCCACCAGGCUGACUCCUGGUGUAAGCAGGGUCUGAAACACAAAGGGACAUCUACUGGCCCCAGAGAGGGCACAAUGGCGUUUCCACCCAAGUCUACCUCGUCGCCUUGUUCCAGGGGGAAGGGAGGAGCUUCAUGGGAACCAGCAGAGGAGCUUUUAGUGACGUUUGAAGAUGUGGCCGUCUAUUUCACAGAAGAGCAGGCCCUCCUGCUGGACCCUGGCCAGAGAGCUCUGUACAAGGAAGUCAUGCUGGAGAAUUUUGGAAACGUGGCCUCACUGGGUGAAUGUACAAAGAACGGCUUAUGGUUGGGGCAUGGCCGGUGUUUCACACGAAAAGCAUCUCUCACUCAACACCAGAGAAUCCGCUUGGGAGGAGAUGCUUCCAGCUGCUCAGAGCGUGAGAAAUGUUCUUCUCAACCAGCAGAACUUGCGAAUCGUCGGCGGGCCCACAUGGAAGAGAGGCUGUAUCAGUGUCAGGCGUGUGGGAAAAGUUUUGCUUACCAUUCCAAACUCAUCGUGCAUCAGCGAGCGCACACAGGAGAGAAACCCUACAAGUGCCGGGAGUGUGAGAAAUGUUUUGCGUACAAAUCCUGCCUGAUCAAUCACCAGAGAAUCCAUACGGGAGAGAAACCCUAUCAUUGCCCAGAGUGCGGGAAACGUUUCGCUCAACAAUCUGCUUUCGUCAUUCAUCAGAGACUCCACACGGGAGAGAAACCCUAUCGUUGCCCCGACUGUGGGAAAAGUUUCGCUCAACAGUCCGCUUUCGUCAUCCAUCAGAGAAUCCACACAGGGGAGAAGCCCUACAAAUGCACAGAGUGUUGGAAAUGCUUUCCUCAGCUUUCCGAUCUUCUUAACCAUCGGAGGGUUCACACAGGAGAAAAACCCUACACUUGUUUGGAAUGCGGGAAAUCUUUUGCACAGUGCUCCGCGUUGGUGAUACACCACAGGGUACAUAUCGGAGAGAAACCCUAUACGUGCGUAGAGUGCGGGAAAGGUUUUCCGCAGCAGUCCGAGCUUGCGAAACACCAGAGAAUCCACACAGGAGAGAAACCGUACAUAUGCUUGGAGUGUGGAAAACGUUUCCUUCAGCAGUCGCAUCUGAGCGGACACCAGAGAAUCCACUCAGGGGAGAAACCUUACAGCUGCGGGGAAUGUGAGAAACGUUUUUCCGAUAAAUCAAACCUUCUCAGUCACCAAAGAACCCACACGGGAGAGAAGCCCUACAAUUGCCCAGAGUGUGGGAAGCGUUUUGGCCAGAAAUCACAUCUGGUGAGGCACCAGAGAGUCCAUACGGGAGAGAAACCAUACAGUUGUUUGCAGUGUGGAAAACGUUUUACUCAAAAACCAAAUCUCUUGAUGCAUCAGAGAGUGCAUUUGGGGUAAAACCUUGCUUGUGACAGAAUGCACUUCAUAUUUAAAGUAGAGGGUUCCUUCCCCUCAGUGUUUGCCAAUUAAUCCCUUUUGAUUUGGAUGCUUCUGCUAAUUUAGUUUCCACUUGGCUCUCCAAACGUAAGAAAAACAAAAGGCUAUCAUGUGAAAGGCUGGACUGGAUGAACC